AUGGCCUCAGCUCGAAAUCUUUGUCAACAUUCAGAUAUUGAUGGUACUCAAUGUACAUCAAAUGAUUAUAUACUGUGUCCACAUUGUCAAUUACAAUUGUGCCUUAAACAUUUGAAUCACCAUCAAGAUUUACUUCGCUCGGAUUUGUACGUUUUAUCUGAUAAUAUCAAUCACGUUCGUUUUAAUCUUGAUAACUUAAUAUUUGAUUCAACGAAUCAUCGUUCACAAUUAUUUCAAAAAUUAGAUGAUUGGUAUCAUGAAAGAAUUAAUGCUAUAAAUAAGAUUUAUGCUGAAAAAAAGCAACAAUUACAAAUUUUAUGCUUACAAGCACAUAUAGAAUUCGACACAUAUAAAACAAAAAAAGAUAAACAAUUGAAAACUAAUUUAAUGAAACAAUUAUCAAAAGUAUUCAAACAAAAACAAAUAAACAUUGAUGAUUUAGAUGAAAUGAGAAACAAAUUAAAUGAUGUCGAACGAGGUUUAGAUGAACUUAAGCGAUUACUUAUUGACAUUUAUCCCGAUCAAGCAACAACGGAUAUUCACAUAAUUAAAAGACGUUAUGUCGAAGCAGCAAAGUCCACGUUUAACGAUGAUGACAAUGGCAAUAUAUGGGAUACUGAAGAUGAAGAGGAAUUUGACGAUAAAACAAAUUCAUCCGCUGAUAUUCUAAAGCUUGAAGAGUUGUCAAAUCCUUCUCAACAUUCAUCUUCAUCUGAUAUUAUUUCCUUAUCGACAUUUUCAUCAAUAUCUUCUCCGCCUAUGAUUUCGUCUUAUCCAUCAUCAACUACAAUCCUAAAGAAAGCACCACUUAAAUUUAUUAUCAAACGUUUACAACAGCCACCAACUUCGACUAAAAUCAAGUACGAAUUACGUACAGUAGCUACAGCAUCAGCACUAAGAACAUGA
Rotaria socialis is the source of this 906-nucleotide messenger RNA. The record is from the annotation of a GenBank genome assembly. Lineage: Eukaryota; Metazoa; Rotifera; Eurotatoria; Philodinida; Philodinidae.